UUUUUUAUUUCUCCUAUUUCUCGAUACUUGAACCUCUUUUUGCUUCCUAAUAGACCAAUUCACCUUUGCUUUGUCCUUUUGAGAAUUGCCCAGCACACUCCCAUAUAUCUCUCAUAUACAGCACAACAUGGCUCCCACGAUCCAUCUCGUACGCCACGCGCAAGGCUACCACAACCUCAACGCCGAAAACGAGAAGCUGCCGGAUCCGGACCUCACUCCUCUCGGCAACCAGCAGUGCGCCGAUCUGCGUGCCGCAUUCCCGCAUCACGACCAGCUCCGCGGCCUGGUCGCCUCGGGCAUGCGCCGCACAUUGUAUACCUGCCUCCAGUCCUUUGGUACGGACAAGCUCGGCCCUGUGAUUGCGCUGGAUACUCUCCAGGAAGUGUCCGAUGCACCUUCAGACACGGGGUCGUCGAUUGAGAAGCUCGCAGCUGAGUUUGGCGACAAGGCGGACCUGAGUAGAAUGCGCGAGGGGUGGAACUUCAAGGGUGAGGGAAGCUAUUUUGAGCCCGCGCUUGACAAGCUGGCGACGAGAGCAAGAGAAGCGAGGGUAGCGCUGAGGGAGAUUGCCACCGGCCUUGGAGACGAUGCGCACAUUGCCGUGGUUUCUCACGGAGCGUUUCUGCACUUCUUGACGGAGGAGUGGCACGGAAUUACCAACACAUAUCCCACAAGCUGGAAGAACUGCGAGUACCGCACCUUUCAGUUUGUCGAUUCCACGGGCCAAGACCCCGAUGCUGAAAUUCGCGAGACUGACGAGAGCUGGCGCCGGCGACAUGGCACCUUGAAGGUCCCCACCGCAGAGGAGCAGCGUGAGCUCCGCGAGAUGAUGGUGCGAGAACUCUCGCCCUUUUUCAAGGUGAAAAAUCACAUUUGAAGUCUUGUAUAGUGUAUGCCCAAAAUGCGAGACUGUAGACUGUAGAGGGUACAACCAUCAAACAUGGUAGACAGAUGCCUCAGAGCGAGAGAGUAAUUAUCGACAAAGGGAAAGGAACUGGGUAAGAGUUUAACGGAAACCUGACAUUACACUAUAGAAAGUGUUCUUUUAGAGGAAACCACAUAGAAAACUGUAGCAUGAUGAAUAGAACGCCAAUAUUCUUUGG
Messenger RNA from Trichoderma virens Gv29-8, 1103 nucleotides. RefSeq lists its product as uncharacterized. The coding region runs from base 128 to 877 and encodes 249 amino acids. The transcript has 2 exons. Gene Ontology annotation, cellular component: cytoplasm. NCBI's taxonomy places the organism in Eukaryota, Fungi, Ascomycota, Sordariomycetes, Hypocreales, Hypocreaceae. The record is from RefSeq and is a predicted model, not a curated record. Gene Ontology annotation, molecular function: phosphatase activity.